This is a messenger RNA of Misgurnus anguillicaudatus (oriental weatherfish), 996 nucleotides long. NCBI's taxonomy places the organism in Eukaryota, Metazoa, Chordata, Actinopteri, Cypriniformes, Cobitidae. The record is from RefSeq and is a predicted model, not a curated record.
UACUUUUCAAGAAGCUUCUUUCCAUUAAAAAAAAUUUGGCAACACUGUGACACCGGCAGUGUCAAGAUGGUGGCAAUCAGGAUGCAGUUUUUACUUUAUUUGGUGUUGCUAUUAAACGUUUACAACAGUUUUGUUUCUGCGUUGUACUUUCAUAUCGGGGAGACGGAGAAGAAAUGUUUAAUAGAAGAAAUACCGGACGAAACCAUGAUCAUAGGAAACUACCGAACACAGGUAUAUGACAAGCAGAAAGAUGAGUAUUUGCCUGCAACUCAGGGACUGGGGAUGUUCGUGGAAGUGAAAGAUCCCGAUGAGAAGGUGAUCCUGUCCCGCCAGUAUGGAUCUGAGGGCAGGUUCACAAUCACCUCCCACACACAUGGAGAGCAUCAAAUCUGCUUGCAUUCAAAUUCCUCCAAAUUUGCUCUGUUUGCCGGUGGAAUGCUUCGUGUUCACCUGGAUAUCCAAGUUGGUGAGCAUACAAACAACUAUACAGAAAUUGCUGCCAAAGACAAGCUCACGGAGAUGCAGCUACGAGUGCGCCAGCUAAUGGAGCAGGUGGAUCAGAUUCGGAAAGAGCAGAACUAUAAAAGGUAUUGUGAGGAACACUUCAGACAGACCAAUGAGAGCACCAAUCAGAGGAUUUUGUGGUGGUCCAUUUUCCAGGCACUCAUCCUGGUGGCUUUUGGAUUUUUGCAAAUGAGACAUCUCAAUGAUUGGAAAAAGUGUAAUGAUAUCGGAGAUGUCCACCUCCCUACAGAAUACUAUUUUGGGGCCUCUGCAGCUACAGAAGAUCUGUCUGACAACGCUGAUGAUCCAACGGGUAAUUUCCGAAGCACACCUCUCACUGGCUGGAAGGUCUUCCCAGUGUUCGAAUUAUGUCAAAGCUUAUGGCGGGGUUCCCUAACCAAGCCCCCCCAUCAUUAUAGGGUUGCUGUGAUUUCACAAGGUAAGAUUUGAUCCUGGAUCAACAAUCAUUUGAUCCUGGUUUUAAUCAAAGAA